Acipenser ruthenus (sterlet) is the source of this 2990-nucleotide messenger RNA. RefSeq names its product germ cell-specific gene 1-like protein. Gene Ontology annotation, cellular component: plasma membrane. Bases 195 to 1109 code for a protein of 304 amino acids. The transcript has 5 exons. NCBI's taxonomy places the organism in Eukaryota, Metazoa, Chordata, Actinopteri, Acipenseriformes, Acipenseridae. The record is from RefSeq and is a predicted model, not a curated record.
UUGCAGAUAGACACAAUCAGCUCAGCAACUGAGCAGAUCCCGGGAAAAGGCAAUAAGACAGAGAGCAGCAGCAGUAGCAGAGCAGUAAUUAAUUACAAAAGGAUAUUUUAAUGGAAAGCUGGAUUAUGAGGAUUGGAAGUGCAAUCUCUGAAUAUUGAAAGCCUGGAUUAGUGGCUUUUCAGUUUCCCUACACAAUGGGCAUAGAUAGGCGACAGAGAGCCUCUCUGGCUCUCACCUUAAACUUCAUCGCAGUCGUCUUCUCUGUCUCUGCGCUGAGCACCAGCUACUGGUGUGAAGGAACGAGGAAGGUGGUGAAACCUUUCUGCAAGGGUCCAGUGAAACUCAGGCAGAGUUACUGUAUCAUGUUCAAUAGCUCCAAUAUAAAUGACAGCCGCCUGGUACAAUAUAUUUGGGAAACCGGGGAUGAUAAAUUCUUAAUGAGACGUUUCCACACCGGGAUUUGGUUGUCCUGUGAGGAAAAUGUUAAUGGAAUAGGAGAGAAUUGUCGAAGUUUUCUGAACAUUGCACCACCCCAUGAGAAAGGUGUGCUGUGGCUCUGUAUCGUUACAGAAUGUUUGUAUAUUCUUUUGCUUGUGACGGGUGGAAUCCUCAUGUCAAUAGAGAUCUGUCACUUCACUAACGUUAUCGAUGGACUGAAACUAAAUGCCUUUGCUGCGAUAUUCACUGUCUUAUCAGGGCUGUUAGGCAUGGUAGCACAUAUGAUGUAUACCACUGCUUUCCAGUUAACAGUGAGUCUUGGACCAGAAGACUGGAGACCCCAGACAUGGGAUUAUGGCUGGUCCUACUGCCUUGCGUGGGGUUCGUUCACCUCCUGUAUGGCUUCUUCUGUGACAACAAUCAACAGAUAUACAAAGACAAUCCUAGAGUUCAAGCACAAACGGAGGAAGAUUGAGAAAAGUUUAAAAGUCAAACAGAAGUUACUUGACUUUGAUUCGCCGGAGCAGGUCUGGGACAUGUACAUCAGUUCUGUGCCCAGCACAGCAGAGGAACUCAUGGAUUCCUCAAGUAAUGGGCGCAGGCUGUCCAAUACCUCAGUCUUCAUAGACCUGAACGACCUUCCUGACCCACAGGAGGAAGAAUAUUGCUGAAUAUUUGUGGUUGUUUAAAACAAAAAUAGUAGCGUUUCAAGUACCGGUACUUCAAGUUAAGGUAUUUGGUUAAUUACAUCUUUUAAACCAUUGAAAGGGGGUCUUACAGUUGCUAAUGAAAUAAUUCCACGAUCCUGUCAUGCACCUCCAUUUGCUCGUACAGCAUGUGCAAUUUUGAAAGAAGCUUUUGUUAAAACAAGUGUUUUCAGUUUUUUAAAAAAAUCUCCUGGUGAAAUGACCCAGGAAAUAGACCUGAAAGUAAGACCUUUAAAAACAACUCUCUAUUUUUAAAUGAAAAUACAUGUUUACUAGGCGUUUCUUUGAAAGCUGCUCAUGUGAGACCUAUACAUAUUGUGAAUGGAUGGUAAGAUGGAAGUAUUUCAGUAACUGUAACUACUUUAAAAUCCUGUUAUUUUACAGCAACACAAUGCAAUACAGUGUUGCCUUUGAAGUAAUCAUUCCUGUAGUACUCUAUAGACAAAAUAGCGCUGUCCGAGUUUUCUGCUUUGUUCAUUAAAAUCUGCUUGAGGGUGAUGUCCAAUAUAUGUUGAAAGAACAAAAAGAUCUUCAGGGGAUCGGAGAUAAGGUUGCUAAUGCUAAUAAGUGAAUUUUGGCCAGUCAUCUGAACCGCAUUGAAUGUAAUGAUGCUGCCACAGUACAGCACGUUGCGUAGCUUCAUCAAUAUGAAAACAAUGCAGUGCUGUUCUGAACUGGCUAAAACAAGAUACAUGCUCAACCUGUAGGGAGCUUCUAAUUGGGUAUUCAAAGACAUUCUUUCAGAUAGCAUGCCAAUAUGAACGUCACCACAGUCCGUCAUUUCCACUUUAAAGUGUUAUAGAACAUCCUGCUGUGGUAACAAGAAACGCAUUACUAUAUAGUUGCUGUAGCCUGUGUUGUAGAUAUUAAGAAAUAUAUUUUUCAAAAUAACUGGAAUAAAACUAGAAACUUUGAGCUUCAUGGUGUUUCCAGAUCAUGCUCCCUUCUGCUACUGGUCUUAUUGGAAAAAAAGGUUGUUAUGGGAACAGAAAAGCAGCAGCCUUGUUUCUGAAGGGAGAAUGUUUCAAGAGGGACAUACAAGUGCUCCCAUUAACAGCACUGCACUGUCGCCGGUUAACUCGGAGAGGAAAGAGCACAUAACUGUUUUUUAUUAGUCUGGAACCUAAAAAAGGAAAGACCAAAGUUUUUGCCGUAUAACAAGCUGUAACUAUGAAUCAAGUGUACUUGGAGACAAUCUCCCUUGCUCGUUUAAAACCUAGACCCGGUCUCAGAUUUUAUCUAUUCAAAUAUUGUUAUCUCCUUGUACAAUCCUUAUAAAAGUUUACCACGUAAAUUUGUAGCAUGCUUUUGCAGUUUUCCCAAGUGUUCUAAUACGCUUUCCUCUCUGGCAUUUAAAAUGUUUUGCCAUGCUUUCACUAUGCUGUUUUACAUUUUACUAUGCUUUUACUAUGGUAAACAUUUAUAAUGGGAUUUGAUGAGCCCUGUCGUUAUUUCUUAAAUAUACUGCAUAAGCCUGUGUAAUUCCCUUUUAAAAGCACCGUUCCCUUGACUCAUUAGAAGUUGUAAUUGUCUGAGUUUUUGUAGGCACAAUAGAGAUUUUGAAAUGUUAAGAUGUUUUUCCGUGUGUGUGUGACAGACAGAGUACAGGCCAGCAGCGCCCAUUAUGUUCAGUGUGAAGUGAGAAAACACUUUGUAAAAUGAUUGAGUACAAUGUCAAACGUAAAACAGUGUGUGUUGUGAAAUAGUCUAGUCUUUGCAAUAUACAUAUAUCAAUUGCGAGAUGUUGUAUGAUGAAUAUUGUAAUAUUGUUUUUGCACCUGUCAAAUGUUUUAUGGAUAAUAAUAAAUAUUUUACUGUUUUGCUGUAUGAUGUAUAUAUUUUUAA